AUGGAUCGUGAACAAUGCUGCGCCGUCUACAUCGAUGAACGAGUCGCAAACGAUUGUUGGGUUGCAAAAGAGAAUCUGAAUGACAAAACCUCCCUUCCUCUGCUCGAAGACUGCGAUGACCUAGCCAAUAACAUAGAACAGAUCCUAGACAUCUGUAAACAAGUGUAUCUCUGUAACUCCGGGAAGACUUUUUCGAGCAAACUUGCAGAGUUACACGAAAACUCGAGUGAGACUUGUGCUCCAAUUCUAGCUUUUAUCGAUAUUGGUAUCAAAGGGGGCAAUGAAUUAGUACACCGCCGUUCGAUCGCCCAAAGUUCUGUGCAACUCCCUGUGUCACCGGCAGUUCUAAAGCGCAGCAUGACCUUUUCGACCGAAUCGGAAGAACUCUAUGGCUUUCAUCUCCUUUCUAGAUUUUCCGCCGAUAUCCAUGCCCAGGACGAACCCAGUAUCAUUGUACCUGUCGCCAUCCUCCGGUACGCAAAGCCGUCUAAAAAUGAUAAACUUGAAUGUGGGCCCCAUGAGAAUGGGCUUUCUGGAAAUCGAGGGGGUAGUUCCCGAUUCCAUGCUACCGAAUUGGACGUGAAACAGAUACGUCGCUGUCUGGACGCUGGAGCCACCGAUGUUCUCACUUGCCCAUUUGAGCAUUCUAGAGUUACGGGACUCGUUCUUCACGCGUACCGCGCACAAAAGGCCACCCAAAAGCACCGGGCACGCUUCUUGACUAGCCGAAAACUGCGACGCCAGUCGUGGGUGGGCGCUGACGGUCAGGAAUCCUAUGGUUAUCUUCGAGAAGCAAUGGUUUCCAAGUUGAUGAAACGGAUAUGCAACCCAGAAGAGUCAAUCGAGGAUUUCCAGGUUGGCGAUGUGGCUGUGGCGGAAAAUCGCAAACCUCUUGUCGAGAGCGAAGUGGCGAGAUGGAACUUCCUAUCCCAUGAUUUCUCAGAUGAUGAGCUGAUCCAUGCUGCCUGCAUUAUGGUUGAACAUGCAUUAUCACUCCCCGAGUUAGAACACUGGAGGAUUUCGACUGAGGAGAUACGGUCAUUCUUAUUAUCCGUUCGUGCUGCCUACAACUCUUUUGUUCUCUACCAUAACUUUCGUCAUGCCAUUGAUGUCUUGCAAUCCCUGUUUCACUUCCUUGUGAAGGUCGGCACUCUCCCGCCAUAUCCUCCAGGGAGUGAGGAGGUAUCCACGGGAAGCGGAAUGGCGUCCAUCUUGACCCCAUUCGACGCUCUUACGUUGCUUAUUACGGCGAUUGGCCAUGACGUCGGCCACCCAGGCGUCAAUAAUGUGUUUCUCGUGAAGCUGAAUGCACCCCUUGCGCAACUCUACAACGAUAAAUCAGUACUGGAAGCUUUCCAUUGUGCCGCCUACUCACAAAUACUUCGACGUCAUUGGCCUUCUGUUUUCAAGGAUACGCGGCUACGGAAGUUGAUGAUCGAUUCUAUCUUAGCUACCGACAUGGGCAUCCAUAACGUGUUUAUGGAGUCGUUGGGCGCGCUUCAGCAACGAUAUCGUUCCAAUAACAGAGCUAUUUGGGGCUGGGAACCCAAAGAUAUUGACAAUCACAGAGCUUUAUUAUGUGCGAUGCUUAUAAAAUGCGCUGACAUCAGCAACGUAGCCCGCCCAUUUUAUAUUGCAGAGAAAUGGACCGAUAUCCUUCAGCUAGAAUUUGCAAAUCAAGGGAGGAUGGAAGCAGAAAUAGGAAUGGAAACAGCCCUUUUCGGCGGCCCGCCAGAGUUAGGCAACUUCGUCAAGAAAGCCAACGGGCAGAUAGGAUUCAUGAAUAUAUUCGCGCUUCCUCUUUUCGAUGGAGUUGCCGACGUCCUUCCAGACAUGGCAUUUGCAGCGAAUGAGAUCCGGCGCAAUAAAGCAAUAUGGCAGAAACUGAUUGAUAAUCACAAGUUUCCCGAGCUGGCAGAGUCGAACAAGGAUAUCAAUUCUCCGCUCGAAACUCGUAGGGCGCCGGAGAAUCCGACCAAACUGGAUUGCAACCCACCGGCAGUGUAUUACACUAUUCCUUGCGAAAGCUCUCCCGAAGGGUCAGGGCAAGCUUCUCCAGGACGUUGCGGUUCGGACGACGAUGCCGACGAAGGGACCGUGACAAAUAUUGAACAGAACUCGCAAGAGUCCUCAACACCGAAAAGUCAUCUACCUCCUCCGUUAUUCCCUAUUAAUAUGAAUGGAGCAAGCAAUGGCGGAGGUCACAUAUCCAGUCAGGCAAACGCGCACGCUACAUCUGCUCCUUAUCCUAAGCCUUACAAUGGUCUCAAUCACCCUCGAUAUCCACAGAUUAUCGCAGCUAGUCCCGUUCCCGCAGGAUUCAGCCAGCCCAGUCAAACCACAAACGGUGUUCGGAACGAAAGCACAAGCACUUACACAAAUAAUACGAUAACGACGCCUAACUCUUCUACCUCUCAAGCUAGCAGUUUAGUUACCGCGGAAAGUAAUAGCUAUGACGAGAAAGAUUAUAGCAAUCGAACAUAUGGGCAACCACUUCGGAGCGGCGUACCAAGUAGUUACGACUCGAGCCUUGGGGACGGCGCUUGUGAUGAACACAUUGCUUACAGACGGCCCUCAACAGCCGCGUUGCCGAUCGACUCAAAUGACCACAACCGUCAAUCUGAACAGAACAACCGUCCUACGCUUGGAAGAACCGCCAGCUUUAUGUCGUCACUUAUUGAUAAGAGUUUCACAACCAAUCAUCACAACGGCUUUGCCCUCAAAAAUCCCUCGUCGCCUACUAGUGCCGGCCAUCCUAAACCCCCGAGCCAUCAUCUACCAUCUAAUUACCAACCAUUACCUGACCAUCAUCGCCCUACUACGAAUGGUACCAGCGGCCAAACCGGGCGUACGUUACCUCGUCGAAGGUCCAGACUAUUUGGGUUUUGGCGACGAAAUAAACAACCUCCUUCGCCCAUACUUAACGAACAUCGUUGA
Molecule: messenger RNA, 2937 nt
Organism: Uncinocarpus reesii 1704
Lineage: Eukaryota; Fungi; Ascomycota; Eurotiomycetes; Onygenales; Onygenaceae
Exons: 4
Coding region: 1-2937 (978 amino acids)
Biological process (GO): signal transduction
Molecular function (GO): 3',5'-cyclic-nucleotide phosphodiesterase activity
Source: RefSeq, a predicted model, not a curated record